Diabrotica virgifera virgifera (western corn rootworm) is the source of this 1710-nucleotide messenger RNA. Its product is annotated as polygalacturonase. The record is from RefSeq and is a predicted model, not a curated record. NCBI's taxonomy places the organism in Eukaryota, Metazoa, Arthropoda, Insecta, Coleoptera, Chrysomelidae. The transcript is spliced from 6 exons. Gene Ontology annotation, cellular component: extracellular region. Gene Ontology annotation, biological process: pectin catabolic process. The coding region runs from base 35 to 1630 and encodes 531 amino acids. Gene Ontology annotation, molecular function: polygalacturonase activity.
UAUUAUUCGAUCAUUAUUCUCUAGUGUGUUUACCAUGAAUUAUAUAAAAUUUCUGAUAGUGGCAUUUAUUUCCACGGUUUCUGCAAAUAACAAUUGCACAAUCACCGAAUUUGCCCAAGUAGCAGCAGUCGUUAAAGAAUGUUCCAAUAUAGUUAUUAACGAUCUGGUUGUUCCAGCAUAUUCGACUUUACUAUUAAAUUUGCAAAAUGGAUCAAGGGUAACUUUCACAGGAAACGUAUUGUUUGAGGUAGGGUAUUGGGAAGGUCCUCUUUUAGAAAUCUCUGGAGAUGGAGUUCAGGUUCAGGGUAAUGCAGGACACAUAAUAAACGCCCAAGGGGAGAAAUAUUGGGAUGGGCAAGGGGGUUCUGGUGGUGUAACUAAACCUAGAUUUGUAGUAAUAUCUACUACAGGGGGAUCUGUUUUGAGGAAUAUUUAUCUCCUGAACUGCGUAUAUUUUUGUGUCGGGAUUCAUGCUUCAGAUCUUACACUUUCUGGGUGGACCAUUGAUGCGGUUGCCGGAAAUACGAGAGGAGGCUUGAAUACGGAUGGAUUUGGCAUAGGAAAUGGUCAAAACAUUCUUAUUGAAAACUCAGUAAUAAUGAACCAGGAUGAUUGUGUAGUUGUCAACUCAGGAUCUGAUAUGGUGUUCAGAAACUUGGAAUGUUACGGCAGUCAUGGAUUAAGCUUUUCCAUUGGAGAUAGCCAUAAUGACGAUGCCGCAGCGAAUACCAUAAGAAAUAUAACUUUUUCGGACUGCCUCGUAGCAAACGGUCUGUAUGGAAUUCAUGUGAAAACGAAAAAAGGGACAGGGGUACUAACGGAUGUAACAUAUGAGAAUAUCAGAUUAUCAGGUAGCAUUCUAAACGCUCAAGGUGAAAAAUAUUGGGAUGGACAUGGCGGUUCGGGUGGAGUGACUAAGCCAAGAUUUGUGCAAAUAUCAACUACUGGAGGGUCCGUCUUUAAAAAUAUUCACUUAAAAAAUUGUGCCCUGUUUUGUGUUGGAAUACGAGCCAGCGAUUUAACAAUCAGCGGCUGGAAUAUUGAUAGUCAUGAGGGAAGAAAAAAAGGUAAAAACACAGACGGUUUCGGUAUAGCAGCUGGUAAUAAUAUCCAUAUAGAAAACUCUUCGGUAGACAACCAAGAUGAUUGCAUAGUUGUAAAUGGUGGAACAAACAUGGUUUUCAACGGGAUUAAAUGCACCGGAAGCCAUGGUCUAAGCUUUUCCGCCGGCAGUAAUACUAAUGAUCACGCAAAAUAUGCAACUAUUAAUAACAUCACUUUUUCAAACUGUGAAUUGAAAGAUGGGGCCAUUGGUAUUCACGUCAAGACAAAAAGAGGAACUGGACUCAUAACGAAUGUUACAUAUGAUCAUAUAACAAUGACAGGAAUGCAGAAAGAUGGAAUUUACAUAAACCAGGAUUAUGGAGAUGUAGGAAAUACCACCCGUGAUUUUCAAAUUACCAACUUGAAAGUCUCUAACGUCGAAGGCUCGAUACAUGGAAAAGGAGCUAGAGCUGUUCACAUCGUGUGUAAUGAUAAAAAAUGUGCAAACUGGCAGUGGUCCAACAUUGAUAUUUCUGGCGGCGCUAAAGAUUAUUGUAAUUUUCACCCCACUGGAUUUGAUUGUUAAAAACAUGUAAAUCAUACUUUAUAAAUCAUAAAUUUAAAAAACUAUAUUGUUAGUCAUCAACAAUUAUACAAUGCAAAUAA